Molecule: messenger RNA, 1170 nt
Organism: Periconia digitata
Lineage: Eukaryota; Fungi; Ascomycota; Dothideomycetes; Pleosporales; Periconiaceae
Source: the annotation of a GenBank genome assembly
GGUCGUAGAGUCCUGGCAAUCUCCAGUCCAAGAAGACAUUCAUUUCCUACAUCCCUUCAAUUACGUCCAACCAUGAGCACCCCCAACGACCAGAAAUUUGCAAACGUAACUGCGCCUGAUGCUAGAAGCUUUGUCGAAGAUGUUCUUGCCGGCAAUGGUGUUCCUCGAAACAAUGCAGUCAUAGUCGCCCGAUGUCUCGUGGAAGCCGACCUCCGUGGUGUCGAUACGCAUGGAGUCAACCGUAUUCCAAGCUACAUGGCACGCAUCCGGCAGGGAGUUCUAGACGCCCAUGCAUCCCCUACGAUUCGUCACAUAUCGCCCGUGGUCGCCCAGGUGGACGGACACAACGCAUUUGGGUUUCUUGCAGCACACUUGGCAAUGGAGGCGGCAAUUAGAAUGGCAGAUGGACCUUCGGGGAUUGGUGUGGUUUCGGUCAAGAGCUCGAAUCAUUUCGGCAUGUCUGCUUGGCUCGUGCAGCAGGCAAUUGAUGCGGGCAUGAUGAGCUUGGUUUUUACGAAUUCAUCGCCUGCGCUACCAGUGUGGGGAGGCAAGUCAAAGCUCAUGGGCGUUUCGCCCAUAGCCUGCGGGGCCCCAGCUGGCAAGGGCCGGCCUUUCAUUAUGGACAUGGCACCCAGCGUGGCAGCCCGUGGAAAAGUUUACAAAGCACUACGGAGAGGCGAGAAGAUCCCCACAGACUGGGCACUGGAUAAAAACGGGAAGCCGACAGACGAUCCAGCAAAGGCACUAGAAGGUGUCAUGCUCCCCAUGGGCGGGCCAAAAGGUUCCGCGCUCGCUGUCAUGAUGGACGUCUUCUCGGGUGUACUCUCUGGAAGUGCUUUUGCAGGUCACGUUACCAAUCCUUACGAUCCCUCCAAGCCUGCCGACGUUGGGCAUUUCAUCGUGGCCAUCCGGCCCAAUUUGUUCAUGAGUGCCGAUCAGUUCAAAGACCGAAUGGACUAUCUCUAUAGCCGGGUCGUGGGGUCGGACCGAAUGGAUGGCGUCGAGCGAAUAUAUUUUCCCGGGGAGAUUGAGCAGCUAACCAAAGAAAAUCGUUUGAAGCACGGCAUACCACUUGUAGAGGCCGAGAUCAGCGCACUCAACAAGGAGGCUAGCCAGGUUGGAGCUAAAUCCAUAAGAGCCUCACCGCUCCCCGUGAUGGCUCGUCUGUAG